This is a messenger RNA of Kogia breviceps (pygmy sperm whale), 2033 nucleotides long. Lineage: Eukaryota; Metazoa; Chordata; Mammalia; Artiodactyla; Physeteridae. The record is from RefSeq and is a predicted model, not a curated record.
AUCUUCCAAGGAAUGCCAGAAAGUUCUCCUGAUUUCUCUUAAGGUCUCUGUAAGAAAAUCUGUGAAGUUUGAACAAGCAGCCUUCCCAAGAUGAACCGAAUAUCUCAACUGAUGUCAACACCAGUAGCAAGUAAAUAUUCUUCCCGGUCUGAGAAAGAAUACGCUGUAGAGCUGCCUCCACCAUGCAUUUUCCCAAGUUUCGUCUGUGAUCGCCUGGAUGGUGACAGUUCCUUUGAAUGCUGCUCCAUAGGUCCCCUGACAGGCUCCCACUUUACGUGUCGCGGAAGUCCCAGACUCCUCACCAAUGGCUACUACAUCUGGACCGAAGACUGUUUUCUCUGCGACAAAGACGGCAACAUAACUCUGAGCCCCUCCCAGACCAGUGUCCUGUACAAGGAGAACUUAGUCAAAAUAUUUAGAAAGAAAAAGAGAAUCCGCUGUUCUUUUUCUUCUCUCUUCAACCUCAGUGCCUCUGAAUCUUGGCUGCAUGGAAGCAUCUUUGGUAAUGCUGACUCUUCCCCCAAUGAGGACGGCUGGUUGGAGGGGGUCAGGAGGCUGGAAACAAACCAUUGCAAUGAAAAUGGAGGUGGUUUGGGCUGUUCGCUGACGGACAACUGGGAGUUGGAGAAGCUAAAUGCAGCGUCUGUGAAAACCUCGUUUUCCAGCCAUGUCACCUCUAGGAGUCCCGGAGAAAACUCCCACAACCUGCCUCCUCAGUCCCAGUUCACAGCUUCUGAACAUCUCCAGGAAUACGUUUUGUAUCAUCCAAAAACCAGUUUGUUACGAGAGGUCUCCUUUCAAGCAAAUCUGUUUGCUGCAUGCUUAAUUACUUCUGCCUGUGCAAGAUGGUUUCUGGGAGGAAUCAUAGCCAGCGUCUUCACGUGCUCCUUGGGGAUAACCAUUGCUUAUGCUGUCAAGUCAUUCCUUCUCAGCCUUGCCAACUGUUUCAAAGCCACCACCUGCACUUGGAUCUGUGAAAACAAGGACUAUUGACUUCAUUUCUGUAUCCAAUGCCUUGAAAAUAGUUUGCCAAAACUUGACAACCAUUCACGAGAGCCUCUGAUGAAUGUCUUCAAUCUGAAUAUCUGGAAAUUGUCCCAUCCGUAGUCUGCUUGGAAUCAAUUGUUUUAUUGGAAGGAGUGAACAAGUGGAUAAUUGAGAAAAAAAAGCAUUUUAAUUUGGUGAUGUGGUUUUAAAAACAAUCUCAGCUUUGGCCUCACAAUGAUAAGAUGCUCAUGAAAAUAAUAUUAAUUGGUCUUGUGCAAACACAAGCAGUUGAAAAGGAAAGGGCUGGGAAACGUGACAGAGGACAAACCACCUGGAUGAGUGUUCUCUUAUAACACCUUAAGGCAGUGGUUCUCAAACAUUAAUUUUCUUUAGAGAAUUCUAUGAGGAGCUUAUAACAAUGCAGAUUCCUGGGCCGGCCUGCCUGUACCUAUCCCUUGCCGAAACGCUGCAGUUGAACAAAGAAAGGGAAUUUACAUAAUCAGCACCAACUUGAAAGUAAAUAAAUGCGGUUUGUACAUAAAAGAUAAUGUAGAAAAAGUUUUCAGUUCUUCCCAAGGGAUGGCCUAAUAGAAGGUGGUGACAGUAGAUGAUGGUUGAAGGAAAACGGGCAGGAGAGAGCCAUUUUUCAGAAAGUUCUUCUUUCUAACCAGUUUCUUUACCAAGUUUUCAAUCAUCUUGGCACUCAUGAUUACCUGUCACCCAAACUUCAAUUCAAAUAAAGAUAUAACACACAAAAAAUACCUCAGGGGCAAAAUAAAGGCAAAACACUGCAGUGCUUUGAAAUACACAAAAAGUGUACAGUUGCACUGAGGGAUUACAGGAGACGCUCCCUCACCAUACCUCUUGCUUGGCUUAUGUUUCCAAAUGUGGCCUGCCAUUCAACCUUGCUUUAUAUGAUAUCCUCUGGCUGGAGAAUUGUGUGGAGAAAAUUGUCUUUGCUUAAAAUGGUAAUGUCAGAAUAUCACUUUUUAUAUCAAUUGUACUUAGUGCCUUUUUGGUUGAACAAGUUUUAUAGUAAUAAACAA